Messenger RNA from Caenorhabditis briggsae, 1506 nucleotides. The record is from RefSeq and is a predicted model, not a curated record. Gene Ontology annotation, molecular function: mRNA binding. Gene Ontology annotation, cellular component: cytosol. NCBI's taxonomy places the organism in Eukaryota, Metazoa, Nematoda, Chromadorea, Rhabditida, Rhabditidae.
GACAACUUCUGCGAUCGUCUGUACGUCGGCGGAUUCUCGACAAACUUGAGCAGUGACCAAAUUCGAAAUCUAAUUACCUCAUCAGCAGUUCCAUUCGAAGUGACCAUUGAAAUCGUGGAGAAUGGAUCCAGACGACACCGUGGAUUUGCAUUUGUCCAGUGUCGUAAUCCAGCGGAAGCCAAUGUUCUGAUGAGCAAGUUUGCAUCGCUCUUCACUAAAGUCAACUACGCGAAACGGGAACCAAAACCAGCCGAGAAUGUGAUGAGCAAUAUCUCAAACGUCUUCGUUCGUGGAAUCUCUCGCGACAUGACUGACACAGAGCUCUAUCAAGCGUUCGGAGGAGCUGCAGAAGGAGUUGUGCAAUGCCACGUGGCAGAUGGAUACGGUUUUGUGCUUUUUGAUACGAGAGCCAACGCGCAGAAGAAGAUUACUGAAAUGGAUAGGAAAGUUCUGAAUGGAAAAUCGAUAUCUGUCAGCUGGGCUCGUCCGGAUACGAUGGGCCGAAAAAGAAAGAGAACCGAGAAUGAGAGUUUUUUUAUCAGAUCUGUUAGUUUAGAGCUUUUGAAACCCUUCAGUCGAAAAUUUAGAAUUGCAACUACAAAAAUCGAUAUUCUAAAAGCCAAUGAUUUUCGUCCGAUGAAAAGAGGACAGCAUAUGUGGUGUGAUGAUGAUCAGAAGAUGAUAGAUGAGAUGCCUCGUAGAGGAUCAGAUGACGUGGAGAUUGGAGUUGUUGACUUGGUUAGAGGCUCAUUCGAAAAAUGGAGAAGGCCCUUAUCAGCUGAGCAGGAUAGCAAAAAAGAGGUUGCCGUAACAAAACCAUCGUCAAAUAAGGUUGAGAAGAGAGUCGCUGUCAAAUGGGAGCUCCCAUCGGCCGAAUACUAUGCGGUUCGCUAUGAAGAGCACAUUCGUCGGAAUCUGAACACGAGGAAGCCAUGCGGUGAGCUGGAAACUGCUCAGGAGGCGUUGGCUGUUAGGGAGAAGGGAGAGGCAAAUGAUCGAACGGAUCAGGAUUGUCUCACACAACCACAUGAUUUGAAAUCCUCGGUUAGUAAGUUUGAAAAUAACUUUUUAGCAAAUUUCAGAAUAUCUGGACGAAAUUCAGAAAGGGAAUCCCUCCUUUCCGAGGCACCAACUCAACGAGAGAAAUCUCCCGAACGGAAACCAGAGCCAAUUGUGAAGCAAGAAGAGGAGAAAAUCUUAGAGAAAGUUCCAGAAGAACCGAAAAAGGUUGAAGAGGAGCCGAAAAAAGAGGAACCUGUGAAAGUGGAAGAGUCUCCGAAAAUCGGGGAGAAGAAAGAAGAAGUGAAAGUGGUGGAAGAGAAAAAACCGGAGCCACCGGUAGCAGUUGUUCCAGUUGAGGAAAAACUGAAGAAGAGAAUUCAGAUCAAUGUAAAACGUUAUCCGGACACUGGAGAUCUCACUAUUCUAUCCGAGAAAAACGAAAUUGUCACGUUCAGUUGUUCUACAAAGCAUCGGGUUAAAAAAUCAAAGAAAACUGAAAAAUGA